AUGGCUCGGACUUACGAUUAUCUCUUCAAAUUGCUGCUAAUCGGUGAUAGCGGCGUUGGAAAGACGUGUGUGCUCUUUCGAUUCUCCGAUGAUUCUUUCAACAAUUCAUUCAUCUCUACAAUUGGGAUCGAUUUCAAAAUUCGUACUAUUGAUCUGGAUGGAAAAAAAAUAAAGCUGCAAAUAUGGGAUACAGCAGGUCAGGAACGUUUUCGAACCAUUACAACGGCUUACUAUCGGGGAGCAAUGGGUAUCAUGUUGGUCUAUGAUAUCACCAACGAGAAAUCAUUUGAAAACAUCAAAAAUUGGAUUCGAAACAUUGAGGAACACGCCAGUCAGGACGUUGAAAGAAUGAUUAUUGGCAACAAAUGCGACAUGGAGGAUAGAAGAGUCGUUUCACGGGAUCGGGGACAACAAUUGUCGAUCGAAUAUGGAACAAAAUUCAUGGAGACUUCCGCCAAAUUGAAUCACAACAUCGAAGAGGCUUUCUAUACAUUGGCUCGGGAUAUCAAGGGAAAGAUGGAACGUGGACAGGGUCAAACAGUGGGUGUUGGAGGAACGACAGGCCGGUAUCAACAAGAUUCGACAAUCGCUGCUCAAGGAAACAAUUUAUGUAAGAAUCGGCACACCUUCCAUUGUGAUUUCAUCGCAUUU
Messenger RNA from Mesorhabditis belari, 651 nucleotides. The record is from the annotation of a GenBank genome assembly. Lineage: Eukaryota; Metazoa; Nematoda; Chromadorea; Rhabditida; Rhabditidae.